Molecule: messenger RNA, 1908 nt
Organism: Scutellospora calospora
Lineage: Eukaryota; Fungi; Glomeromycota; Glomeromycetes; Diversisporales; Gigasporaceae
Source: the annotation of a GenBank genome assembly
AUGACUCAAUAUGGUACAAAUUAUAGUGCUAGCACGAUUGUCGCAACCUAUUUAUACUUGGCUUGGUUUGUUCUGUUGGCAAUGAUAUUUUUUGCAAGUGAAUUUUAUUACAAGAUUAAGAAUUUACAAUUUUUAUGGCCGACACGAACGUUACCAGAUACAAAUUUACGAAUUCAUAGUAGAAUUCCUGAAAAAGUUUAUGAAUUGCUUCCUGCUUAUACAUGGACAUGCCUUGUUGUCGCUGAAGGAUUGGUUUUUGAUAUUCAUACCUGGAUCAGAAUUCAUCCUGGUGGUCAAAAAAUUCUACGCAGAGUGAUUGGAACGGAUAUUACCAAUGAUUUCUUUUUUGAUCCAACAUUACAAAUUGUUAUCUCGAGAAAUUUUGAUAAAGAACAUGAAUUGUUACAUUCAACUACUACUAAUGAUACACAUAAUGAAAAAUAUUCAAAAGCUCAAUUGAAAAAUCAAAAAAAUCCUAAUUCAAAUAUUACGGGCUCUGUUGCAAGAUCAAUUGAUUUACUUAAUAGUGUGACCUUUAAAAAUACUCGAGUUGCAAUGCACAGACAUUCUAAAUUUGCAACUGCUAAAUUGGCCACAAUGGUUAUAGCGCGUAUUUCUGAUUAUGAUGAUGAAAAUGUUUUUUCAAAACCAGCUGUUGAUGGGAUAGUACCAUAUUCAGCACCUAAUAAAUUAAGAAUUUCACCCGAAAUAUUUAGAAGAUAUAUUCUUACAAAUAUUGAAGAUCUUACUAGAUAUGAUUCUGAAAAUCCAGUAAAGAAAUUCACAUUUCAAGUUAUUCAUCCAUAUGAAAAUUUACCCGAAAUUUUACCUGGAGAUUAUAUCGAAAUCAUGAGUUAUGCAAAUAAAACAACUAUUGUCAGACCAUAUACGUUACUCAAAGGUCCUUCUGAUAAUACUUUCUCGAUAAUUGUUAAAAUCUAUAAAGAUGGUGUUAUGUCUCAACAUUUGAAUAAACAAUUAAGAAAUUUUGAGAUUGCAGUCCGAGGCCCAUUUGAUGUUUCGGAACGAAUUGAACAACAUCCUAUAACGAAUUCUGAUUUAACGGGUUUACGACGUAGAUUACGUCAUAGCGUUAGUUCAAAAUUAUUUCCAAAGUCCAAUACAGCAUACAGUGGAUAUGGAAGCGUAUUGUCCAGUGAUGAACAUUCUCAAACUCCAUCUAGAGUUUUAUUAAAUCAAUCUAGAGAAGAUAAAUGUUGGGACUGCCUUUUCCUUGUUUGUGGUGGUACAGGCAUAACACCUGCACUUCAAUUGAUUCAAUAUCAUUUAGAUCAGAAAGAUUCGGAUUUCCGUAUUCAUUUACUCUCAGCUAAUCAUUCGAAUGCUGAUAUUAUUAGUCAUAAAUAUCUUUCAUAUCUCCAAGAUAACAGUAAUGGAAAAUUUACUGUAGAGUUUAUUAUAUCAAGAGCACCACCGACAUGGAUUGGUUAUACAGGAACUAUUGAUGACACUUUAUUAUACGAUUGGAUUAGUAAAAAUUACGAAUUUAAACAACCACCCAAAAUUCCUGAAAGGCCAAAUAUUAUUCAAUUACAGUCAAAUCAACCAUUUAGUCCUAUACAAUCUGAAGAUAUUGAUGAUUCUAAUAUUAAUCAAUCAGAUGAUUAUAUAGUUAAUAUGUCAUCAUCAUCUCAAGUUCAACUUGGAAGUCCAAUAUCUGCGUCACCACCUAUGUCACCAAUUUAUGAUUUAAAAAUGCCUGUUUAUGCACCAACAAGUGCAAUGUUAAUGCUUAAUGAAAGGCAUGAAUUUAUGAAACAAUUAGCUAAUGACACUUCACAAGAAGUAAGAGUAAUUGUUUGUGGUCCUCUUCCUAUGAUGGAUAGCGUUAGAUUAUCUUUAAACAAAAUUGGAUUCCCUGAAGAAAAGUCUAUAUUUAUCGUUUAA